AUGGAAAGUGAUCUUAAUUCUUCCAAUUUCGACAAGUACCAAAUAACAUGGAAAUCGGACGAAUUAGGCCUAAGCCAAGUUAAGUUUUAUAGGUGUAGCUUUUGUAAACGAGGUUUCUCCAAUGCACAAGCGUUAGGUGGACACAUGAACAUUCAUAGAAAAGAUAGAGCCAAGCUUAGAGAAAUUCCGAGCGAAACUUUAGAUAUCAAGAAGUCUGUCAGUCCUUCUCCUGAUACUGUAGCGCCAUAUGAUGAUGAAUCAGUGCAAAAAAAAGUAUCUAGCGAUGACGCGAGUAGUCCCUCAAAAAGGCCAUGUGCUACCCCCGAAGAAGAACAUGAUGAUCAUCAUCGUCAUCAUCAACAUCAUAUUUCGAAAACAAAAGAUGGAAAUCAUGAUUAUCCUAUUUCAAAAGCAAAAGAUAUUGACAAUCAUGAGUUGAUUAUUGGAGGUGAUCUUUUGCAAUUGCCUUUGUUUGUGGAUUUUCCAUCAAAAGAAGUAAUCAAUUGUGUGGAAACGCAAGAAGGAAAUAAAGGCAUGCAACUGAGUGAUGAUUCAGAACUGGACCUUGAGCUUCGGUUAGGACCCGAACCUCCCGAGUCCUCAAUGAAAUCAUAG
This is a messenger RNA of Nicotiana tabacum (common tobacco), 615 nucleotides long. RefSeq lists its product as uncharacterized. Lineage: Eukaryota; Viridiplantae; Streptophyta; Magnoliopsida; Solanales; Solanaceae. The record is from RefSeq and is a predicted model, not a curated record.